CGCGCGGCGCCACCCCGGGGUUUGCACCUCCUACCCUCCCCGGGGCUCGCCCUCGGCGGGGCGCUGGUGCCGCCCCCCUGGGUCGCACGUCUUCUCGCCAUGGGGCCCCUCUCGGCUCGGUUGUUGAUGCAGCGGGGGCGCCCCAAGAGCGACCGGCUGGGGAAGAUUCGCAGCCUGGACCUGUCAGGGCUGGAGCUGCUCUCGGAGCACUUGGAUCCCAAGCUCCUGAGCCGCCUGACGCAGCUGCAGGAGUUGGACCUCUCCAACAACCAGCUGCAGAUGCUGCCCGCCAACCUGGGCCUGCCCCGCCUGCGAGUCCUCCGCUGCGGGAACAAUCAGCUGGGGGAUGUCACCGCCCUGCGCCAGUUCCCAGACCUGGAAGAGCUCAGCCUGGAGGGCAACCCCUUCCUGACGGUCAGCGACAACCUGAAAGUCUCCUUUCUCCUGCCCAAGCUCCGUAAGAUCAACGGCAAGGAUGCUUCCUCCACUUCCUCUCAGGUGGAGAACCUGAGCCGGGAGCUGACUCGCAGGGUCACAGCUCACUGGAAGAAGUUCAUGUCCACACUCAGCCCCGAGGAGGAGACUGAGAAGGCCCGGGCCGACUUUGUGAAGGCUGCCGUCAGGGAUGUCCGCUACGGGCCGGAGUCCCUCAGCGAGUUCACCCAGUGGCGGGUGCAGAUGAUCUCUGAGGAGCUGGUGGCCUCCGGCGGGUCCCAGGUGUAUGAAGCAGAGGUCCCUGAGAGACCCCCCAAAGCCACAGCUGCCCAGAAGCCCAGGGCCAAGCCAGUGGCCUUGAAACGACCGGAAGCUGCCCCACUCAACUUCUCUUCCAACAAGCGGGUUUGCCUCUCGCCAUCAGCCCAGGGGGAGGACAGCCCCCCAAGCUCCGAUGGCAGCCAGACUGGCCUGCAGCUGGAGCCCCUGCACUUCCUGCAGUGCCACAGCAAGAACAACAGCCCUCAGGACCUGGAGACCCAGCUGUGGGCCUGUGCCUUUGAGCCAGCCUGGGAGGAGGGGCAUGCAGGGGCCACGUCCCAGACCGUGGCCACGUGUGGCGGGGAGGCGGUGUGUGUGAUUGACUGCCAGACGGGCAUCGUUCUGCACAAGUACAAGUCUCCUGGAGAGGAGUUCUUCUCUGUGGCUUGGACAGCCCUGACCGUGGUCACACAGGCAGGCCACAAGAAGCGCUGGAGUGUGCUGGCAGCUGCAGGCCUGCGGGGCCUGGUCAGGCUGCUACACGUGCGGGCCGGCUUCUGCUGUGGGGUCAUCCGGGCCCACAAGAAGGCCAUUGCCACCCUCUGCUUCAGCCCCACCCAUGAGACCCAUCUCUUCACGGCCUCCUAUGACAAGCGGAUCAUCCUCUGGGACAUCGGGGUGCUCAACCACGAUUAUGAAUUCCAGGCCAGCCAGCUGCUGACUCUCGACACCACCUCCAUCCCCCUGCGCCUCUGCCCCGUGGCCUCUUGCCCAGACACCUACCUGCUAGCUGGCUGUGAGGGCGGCUGCUGCUGCUGGGAUGUGCGGCUGGACCAGCCCUCGAAGAGGAGGGCAUGUGAAGUGGAGUUUGUCUUCUCUGAGGGCUCUGAGGCAUCUGGACGGAGAGUGGAUGGGCUGGCAUUUGUGAAUGAGGAUGUUGUGGCCUCCAAGGGGAAUGGCCACGGCACCAUCUGCCUAUGGAGCUGGAGCCAGACCUGGACAGGCCGGGGUGGCCAGUCCACAGUGGCAGUGGUUGUGCUGGCUCGGCUGCAGUGGUCACCCACGGAUCUGGCCUACUUCUCGCUCAGUGCCUGUCCUGAUGAGGGGGUUGUGCUCUGUGGGGACGAGGAGGGGAACGUGUGGAUCUACGACAUCAGGCAGGUCCUGACGCAGCAGCUGCCUCUGCCGGCAGCCCCGCAGGCUCCAGUGCAGAUCCUUAAGUGGCCUCAACCCCAGGCCCUGGGCCAGGCGGUGACCAAGACCAUGGUGAACACAGUGGUGGCCAACCCCACCUUUACCUACCUCACCGCUCUGACAGACUCCAACAUCGUGGCCAUUUGGAAAAGACAGUAGCCUCUAGCUGGAGCUCCUGCCCUGCACAAAGUACCAGGGACACAACACAACUUAUUCAGCUUUUAUAAUGAUGGGGGGUAUUUUUUCUGUGGGUGUUUUUAUUAAACUCUGUGAGAAGCCUG
This is a messenger RNA of Condylura cristata (star-nosed mole), 2171 nucleotides long. It is a transcript of the gene LRWD1, whose product is annotated as leucine-rich repeats and WD repeat domain containing 1. Gene Ontology annotation, cellular component: nuclear origin of replication recognition complex. The record is from RefSeq and is a predicted model, not a curated record. The transcript has 15 exons. Gene Ontology annotation, molecular function: protein binding; chromatin binding. Gene Ontology annotation, biological process: chromatin organization; establishment of protein localization to chromatin. Bases 100 to 2049 code for a protein of 649 amino acids. NCBI's taxonomy places the organism in Eukaryota, Metazoa, Chordata, Mammalia, Eulipotyphla, Talpidae.